GCUGCUUCAGGGCAAUCAACAACAUACCAUGAAUAGCACCAGGCACCAGUCUCUGUUCUUUGUCAGUCUGCCUGAACUGCAAAAACUCUGUGCUGCUACAGUAACACUGAGUUCUCAGAUACCAGAAACUGAGACAAGGAGCACACAGAUAAAAACUUGCAGACAAUUAUUAUUCCUGUACCAAGAGAUCCUUUCUGCACCUGUUAUGGGGACCCUGAAUCAAAUUUCGGUUGUGAUGGCGAUACCAUUUUACGAAUCAGGAAUAUGUCAAGCCUAUGUAGAGAGACAUGGAGCUACUCUGGAAGCACCGCAAACAGUUUCUCCAGCCCUUCUCCAAACCUGCCUCUCCUACACGCUUACAGCCAGGCUUGCACCCAGAUGGAACAAGGCUGGUCAUCUCUUGGUGCAAGGGAAAGACUUUUUGUCUCAUUCAGGAAGGCAAAAUGCUGUUGUUAUAGACCUCAAUGUGUCAGAGAGGCAGCUUUGCAUCAGUGUGGAGCCUUGCUCAAUUCGGCUGCCACCCCCCGAGCUGGGAGAUUUUGAUAUUUCAGCAAACACCGUAAAGCUGUUUGACAGCAAUGAAAACACAGUUAUUCAGCAACAUUCCAUAUUAAGUAACUGGUGCUAUGUUUUGCCAAGCAUGAAAAUGGGUCAGAUCAUAAACAUCAGCCACAUAAUUCCUCCAGAAUCUCCUUUCCGUUCAUAUAGAGAUUUUCAGAUGCACUGGAAGAGUCUGUAUGGAUAUAUUCUUCCUGAGGAUCUUGAAGACACAAAAACAUAUUUGAGUGUUUACUUCAAACCAAUAGGGGAAAGGUUCUUCACGUACCCUUUAAGUUGCAUCCGAAGUCAGCCAGUGCAGUAUUUCCCCAGAACAGAUGCAGAAAGUGUAGUGAACUCUUUUCUUUCUGACAUGAAGAGCAAUUUUUCACAGCUGUGUGGAUUUCCAGUAAAGAUGACAAGUAAAGCACUUUAUGCUACAAAGGAACUCUCCAGGGCUUCAGUGCAUGAAAUAAAACCUAAGCAUACGAAAUUGGACGGUGAGAUGGUUUGUGUAGUAUCUCUAACGCAGGCUCCACCAAGAAAAGCUACUUUGCCUGGAAUUCCUUCACUGUGCAGUACAGAAAACAGCCACUGGAUGGAGCGUUUGAUCAAAGAGCCAGGAACACACAGUUUUUCGAGUAGCAGUGAGAGCCCAGGAGGGGUUAGCCUUGCAGCAACAGAGAAAUCAAUGAGCAGUAAGCAAAUAAGAGGCGUACCAGAGUUACCUGCUGCAAAAUCUUUAGGAACACCUGUAUACUCAGCCUUUGAAUCCACUCUUCCAAAAGUCAGCAAAAUUAUACCAAUUUUCAAAGGAAAGUUGAUGCAAAUGAAUGGAAAGAUCACAAAUCAAACAGAUAGGAAGAAAAAGGAAAGUGCUGAAAGGCAUUCACCAAUGAAAAGUGUGGGUGUUUCGUCUUCUAUGCUGUCUGUGCGCAAAUCCAGCAUAACUCAGGUUUUCAAACACAUUCAAAAUAUGCCAGUCAAAACUCCUACUGACAGCAAUGUGCUUCAGGUAAAGAACAUGAAGACACACACAAAACAUGGUGCACCCAUAUUCCGAUGGAAAACCCAGUCUAGUGGACAAAAUGCUAACUCUGAUUUUUCUGAAAACUCAGCUUCAGGUGGGAGUCCAAGUGCAGUCAAUCACAAAAAGCCAAAUUCUCCGUUCUUUCUUAAGAAUGUUGGGCCAGUGCUUCAGAAAUCAAACACCAGUCCAUGUCUGAAUACACAUGAAUCUUCUACCUCCAGUGCAAAAAAGUGGAAAAAGUUUACAAGUCAAAAUACUACUCAAUUUCUUGAGAAACAGUCAAAGGAAUUGCAUUCGCAGAUUUGUAAAUUAGACAGUGAAAUGACACAUUCCAGCUUGUCACUGCAGCAAACAAAGAAAUCAAAUAAAGGAGCUGGGUUAAAUAUUCAUGAAUCUGUCUUCAAAGAUACAGAGUGCAUGGCCAAAAGCGGAGAAAAGAAAGCAGCAUGCCACUCUAAGGACUGUACUGCUGAGACAACCAGUCUCCAUUCCAAACCUAACUUUGAACAGAUGAUUACAGGGAACAAGUAUCUGACAUGUGAAACACUGACCUCAAAACCGGCUUUGCCAGUCAAGGAGAGCAACAUGGAAGCAUCUGUAAAGAAAAGUUGUGCCAGAAGAAGACAGAAAGAAGAAGGUUAUUCAAAGUUAAAGAGAGCCAAAAGAAGUAGAACUUCUACUUAAGGUGUUCUGAAGCAUUGAAAGAAAACUCUGGGCUCCCAAGAGGUCAGUAACAUACUUGAGAAUCUCUGAACUUUGUAGUUUACUGUUUGUCAUUGGUAGCUGUUUCUGGAAGAAAAUUUGAGGGUUAAACGCAGUCAAGUGAAUCCAUGUAUCACCAACUUCUUCAGACAGUUCCAGUUAAUAAGCCUCUAAUGCAUUUGAAAAUUUAACUAAAUUGUUUAGUUUUUUAAUCACAUUUUGUAUGUCCUGCUACUUCUUACACUGUUAAUCAUUCUUCCAAGUUAUAUUGUUGUUUCUAGUUGGGUUUUUAAAGAUAAAAUAUUUAAUUAUUUGUUACAGUGUCUGGGCCAGUUUGACUCAUCAGUAAAACUUUCCCAAAUAAGUUUUCCUUGUCAAGUCAAAUGAUUGAAAAAUAAACAAUUUUAUUCCUACAGGAAUAAUAAAGGCUGGAUUUGACUCAAGCUUCAUUAAUUUUUGUUGUACUUCUUGAUGAAUUUUCAGAUAUGAAGCUGCUUUGUAAAAGAUUUUUUUUAAGUUUAAUUGACAACCGCAUUCUUCAGGAGUCCACAGAGAACCUGCAGUUGCCCUUUGAGUAACUUUAUUGCUCUAAGUGUGACUUCAGUGACCUACUUCAACCUGCAGAUACAAAUAUAUGCACAUAUAUAAGAUUGUUGCCUCAUAAUCACUGCUGUGAAAUGAAAAUUUGUAUGUUACCUGGAAAAUAAGAAUCAAAUGUCACACUAGCUCCUAAACUCAAAUCUUACAGAACUGUAGUUUAACACUUGUUUUGGACAUACAUUUGCAAAUCUUUUUUUCUAAAGGGCUUGAUACAAUGGGACUUUAUGCCCUUCAUGGAACUUUUUUUUUUUUUAGGUUUAUGUUGCAAUAGUUGUACUUCACUUCAUUUUUCCAAGCUGGAUUUUGUCCUACUACUGUGACAAUAUUUGUUUUGGUUUGUUUUGGUUUUUUUCCUUGAAUGGUGACUGUCAACAUAGCUCUAAUUUCAUGGUGCCAGUGUUUAAAAGGAAGUGAGCUCUUCAGCAACAUGUCAUUUUCUCAUAGUAAUACAAAAAAAAAAAAAAUUAAGCCAAGACAAAUAAUAAAAGAAGUUAGUGCCAUAUGCUCAGCAAGAAAUCAAAUUAUAU
Haemorhous mexicanus (house finch) is the source of this 3396-nucleotide messenger RNA. It is a transcript of the gene C1H18orf63, whose product is annotated as chromosome 1 C18orf63 homolog. The coding region runs from base 29 to 2251 and encodes 740 amino acids. The record is from RefSeq and is a predicted model, not a curated record. The transcript has 14 exons. NCBI's taxonomy places the organism in Eukaryota, Metazoa, Chordata, Aves, Passeriformes, Fringillidae.